Aethalodelphis obliquidens (Pacific white-sided dolphin) is the source of this 1728-nucleotide messenger RNA. RefSeq names its product chromosome unknown C3orf62 homolog (gene CUNH3orf62). Lineage: Eukaryota; Metazoa; Chordata; Mammalia; Artiodactyla; Delphinidae. Bases 371 to 1417 code for a protein of 348 amino acids. The transcript is spliced from 3 exons. The record is from RefSeq and is a predicted model, not a curated record.
CGAUUUUCUUUCGGCGGUCUGGCCUCCGCAUGCCUGCCCGGCCGCACUCCCAGGGCCGUUGUCUUUGUCGCGGGGAGGCCUGAGACCACUGUCCCCUCCGUGCGUGGGGCCCUUGCUCCCCCUUGCGUUGGUUCAGAGAACAAGGUCAUCUGGGCUUUUCUUGUCUGACCUUUAACCUGAGCCGUGGGGGUUGGGUCUGUCAGUCGCGGGCACACGCGAUCGAUGAGGACGUGCGCGACGACCGUUGGUAGGGGCGGUGGUGCGGGAGCGCCGGCUGCUCGGUGAGGACCCGGCUGUGGGUCUCCGCUCGGGGGCUGGCCGCUGGGUGGGGCCGGGCCGGAGUCUGCGACCGAAGGGGCUGCGGGCUGGGAUGAGGGGCCCGGAGCCGGGGGAGGGGGAGCGGUUCCGGCUCCACUGCCGGUUCCUCCCUCCCGGAGAACCGCGGGCCGCACCUGACCCCACGGAGGAAAAAGCGCCGGGAGUGGGGGUUUCCCUGCUCUCCGACCCAUGGUGUGGGUCAAACUUAAGGAAAUGGUGGCAAAUACUCCAUUUGGGGGUGGUUUACAACCUCAUCUGUAACAUUAUUUUCACGUUGCUGUGUGCAUUUCCAGUGUAUUGUAUAAUAAAGACAUGGUCGCUUUUAGGGGAGAUGUCUGAAAAACUGAGAAGAUGCAGAAAGGAGCUGACUGCAGCCAUUGACCGGGCCUUUGAAGGACUCAGUCAUUCCCAGGAGUGCUCAGGCAUGCAGAGGCAGGAGCUGGACGCUGCGCCGCUUUCUUUCCCCUUCCCCAUGCACAGGCUCCUCUGCAGGAGGCACCCGCUGGCAGCCUGCUCCUCUGCGGCUCCUUUCUCUCCUGUCCCGUUUGCUCCUGGGAAUGAGAGCCCUGCCUUUGCACCAAACCACGAACCCGUGAGUGCAAAGACACGUGCUCUAUGCCCCAAAAGAAAACCUCUGACCAGCAAGGAAAACAUAUCGAUGCCUUCCUCGAUUUUGGCACCUGAGAGACAGUUUUGGAGAGCGGCAGGAGAUGGGGAGAACUGGAGAAAAGACAGUCUAAGGAAAGAUAUGGAGAAAGAUUUGAAGGUUGAGUCAAACAUGCCACUCAGCAGUUCUAGCCAAGAGGUCACAAAGGAUUUGCUUGACAUGAUCGACCAUACAGGCAUCCAAACUAUUGAAGAAUUGGCUGGAAAACUAGAAUUUGAAAAUGAGUUGAAUCGUGUGUGUGGUUGCUGUGAAGAUUUGCCCUUCAAGGCGGACGCCUGGGCCCUGCUGGUGGACGAGAGCCCUCAGGAAGCCUCGGAUGCAGACCCUGGCAGCCUCAAGCAGGCUUUCUAUGAUCACAGUAUCGUGGAGACUGUUCUGGACUUGGAAGAGGACUACAAUUUGCUGACCUCUUUUAAAUACCGAAUUGAGUAAGGACAGUUGACUUCAGCUUUGAUUCUUUACAGCAGGAGUCUGAUGUUAGGGCAUCUGUGCAGGGCAGUCACAGUUGUCAUCAGGGGCCACAUUCUUCAGAGGCUUGGCAGAAUCUGAAUUACCCCAAUCUUUUUAACUUCCAGUUGUGUCCCUUCUUGAGCUGAGAGCCCAGUUUGUUUGUUUGUUUAAUUCUGUUGCUCUGAAGUGUUUCUUUUUUUUUUCACCUUUUUUUUUUUAACAUCUUGACUGUUUUAUUGAUUGAUGUUCAAUAUACCCAGAACCCAAGGCAGGUGCAGGUCUUGGGCCUCUGC